GGUCCCGACUCGUUGACAGUUUUUUGUUAAACAAACAAAAACAAUCGUUCUUGGUUUUUCCUGUUUCCAACUCAAAUUAAAUUGCUCUCUUUACGUAGUUUUAGUUACCGAUAAAUUUGUGUUACUACGUUUUAAUAGUUCAUGAGUGAUUAGUGAUCAUAAGAUUUCCAAGGCAGAAGAUAAAUUCGGUUGGAAAGAGAAUAAAAUCGCACUACAGGCUUUAUAAAUGGACAAAAGUUGUGAGAUAAUCGAUUUGUGCGUCAAAUCCGAAAAAUCUGAUGAUACAUCCACGACAAUUCCUUUUGAGACGAAUUCAGAUGUAGAUGCACAACCGCAAGUCCCUGAAAUAGUUGAAAAUGAGAUAUGCAAUAUAAACGGCACUAGUAACAGAGAACGUACCGAACAGUGGAUACACGAACAAACCACUAUCAUACCUCCUCCACUACCACCCAUCGAAAGUUAUCCGUUGGAAAAUCCAAUCUGCAGCAUAAACAAUCGUAUAAAACGAGAUUACACUGAGCAGUGGGUAACCGAACAGAGAACUAUUGUUACUACUCCGCCUAAGCCGCUUUUAACCGAAGGCUCACUCGAGCAAACGACGGCUUUGGAAACUCACGGUCAGGAUGUAGUUGGAGCGAUUCCCAUCGAAAUCACUGAACUGGUCAACAAGGAGUGUGCCAUAAAGCUAAUCAACCAUUUAGUCAUCUACGCCUUCACUAAAGUAACUGAGGCUGAUUUACACAGAAAAUUGAUCUCCGUCACCCCCGAUAUAGAUCCUCAGAUUAAUUACCGCACCAAUAUUGGGUUUCGGUGCGUCUACGAACGCUGUGUGGUGCUCUUCUAUGAAGCGCUGCUGGAUCUGACUGAAAUAUUGCAUAAUUUUACUCCGCCACAUCAGGAAAUCGUUAUCUUGUGGAUGUACAACACGGUCGAAAACAUAACCAAGGCCCACGGCGUAGAUAGCAGUUUCAUGCGGCGGGAAAGGUACCUCGAAGUCCUGCUGAGAGAUUUCUCAAACAGCCAGAGUGAGAUUCCAGAUCCGAGAAACAUCUUCUUCAACAUCUGCCGUAAAAUGCAGCCAACAACCAUGGUGCCAGUCGGAAACCAGGGCCCAACGAUGACCUCUGAAGGACCCCCAAAGCCGAAAAGGACGAGGCGACCUCGAACCAGAAAACCCAAGCAGACAGUAUAGAUAAAUACCUAUAGUUCUUAAGAGUGACUAAAUGAUUGAGAUUAAACGGGAUGAACGCAAAUGUGCAACAUGUGAAACCAUAACUCUGCCUUAUAGGAACAAAGUUGUAUUAGUACUUAGCAUAGCAAAUUAUUUGAAUUAACAAAUGCCUAAGAUUAGUUUUAAACAUCGUAAGUCACACCAUGACUGGUAUGAAUUCUUUCCAAUAUCUUUGUAUUUACAAAGUUUUAUAAUAAAAUCCUUUUCUUUCUUUCUAAAA
Molecule: messenger RNA, 1451 nt
Organism: Aedes albopictus (Asian tiger mosquito)
Lineage: Eukaryota; Metazoa; Arthropoda; Insecta; Diptera; Culicidae
Exons: 2
Coding region: 227-1192 (321 amino acids)
Source: RefSeq, a predicted model, not a curated record